This is a messenger RNA of Magnolia sinica, 1554 nucleotides long. RefSeq lists its product as uncharacterized. The transcript has a single exon. Bases 546 to 1400 code for a protein of 284 amino acids. The record is from RefSeq and is a predicted model, not a curated record. Lineage: Eukaryota; Viridiplantae; Streptophyta; Magnoliopsida; Magnoliales; Magnoliaceae.
UUUCCUCUUCAUCCAUGUAUUUUUUACCUUAUUAACAGAUUGGAUGGAAAAAAAAGUUAUUGUGGGCCCUAUUAAAAUUUUAACGGCGGAAAUCAUUAUCCUCACUGCUAUUUUUAGUGUGGUCCAUUUGACCUUUGGAUAAGAUUCAUUUUUUUCAUAAUACUCUAAAAUAAUAUCUAAAAAUGGAUGAACGGUGUGGAUAUAAUAAAUACAUCAUUGUGGGGCCCAUUUAACUUUGAUCUCCUUUGAACCGUUCGUUGUCGCUCAUCUUCGCAUGACAUUUAUCUACACCAGCCAAUCCGCUUCCAUCCUGUAACCCAAACCUCUGACUUGUGUGGAUCCGACAGAAACGUCCAACUAAAACAUCCACAUCCACUCCUGAUACCCUCAUCUCUCACUCUCUCCACGUUCCUAACUCCCGUAUCCCACUCAAACAUAACUUCUCUCUCUAAGUCUACGGAAAGGCUUUUCAUUUCAUUUCAAAAGAAGGUAUUAUUCUUGUUGUAAAAAGCAAAAGAAAAACCAUCCAGCAUCAAGAAUCAGGUAUGGCUAGAAAAAGAAAACAAGACUGGCUUUCUCUUUCUAUUAGCCCCACCACACCACCCUCUUCCGCACCAUCUUCUCACUCCCUCCACCACCCACAACAAGAUCCAUCCAACCACCUCCCUCCUUCUGCCCGUCAGCAACACCCAUCUAACUACGUAGCUCCUUUCCCAGAAGCAGAUGGUCAGACCCCAUCCACCACCUUCACCUUCACCGCCGCAUUGCUGCAGAGGCAAGACCCACCACCUCCUCCUCCUACCAGGGUGCUGCGGCUUCAAGAUCGAUCCGCAACCAAUGUAGUGAAUCAGCACGCCCACCCACCGCGCCGACGCACCACACGCACCCAAGCUCCACGUGGCGGCAAGGACAUUCACGUGCCUCCACCGUUCCCGUGGGCCACCAACCUCCGCGCUACCGUUCGCAGCCUCAACGAGCUCAGAUCGCUCGGCAUCAACACGAUCCAGGGCGAGGUGCAAUGCAAGAGGUGCGAGAGACGAUAUGAGAUCGAGUUUGACCUAAUGACCCAGUUUGAGGAGAUUUCAGAAUACAUAAGAAAGAAUAAGAGAAAGAUGAAUGAUCGAGCGCCUCUGGAAUGGAAGGAUCCGAAGCUGCCUGAUUGCAGACUAUGCGAACAAACCGACUGUUUGAAGCCUGUGAUCUCACCAAAGAAACGUUCUAUCAAUUGGCUCUUCUUGCUGUUGGGAAAGAUGCUUGGCAUUUGCACUCUUGAGCAGUUGAAGUACUUCUGCAAGCAUAACAAGAACCAUCGAACGGGUGCAAAAGAUCGGGUCCUCUAUCUUACGUAUCUUGGUCUUUGCAAACAGCUCUAUCCAGACGUCGUGUUCGAAUGGUGUUGAGAUCUUCACUUUCUUUGAAUUUGAUUUUCCAUUCGAUGAUUUAUUUGGGUGUUUGGAGUUUGUUGAUAUCCAUUGUGGCCUACUUUUUUAGAUGGUCCAUAUGGAGGAUAUUGUUGCCCAAUAAUCAUGCUUGCCAUCCUUUUUUAGAGUUGAA